Messenger RNA from Prorocentrum cordatum, 456 nucleotides. Lineage: Eukaryota; Dinophyceae; Prorocentrales; Prorocentraceae. The record is from the annotation of a GenBank genome assembly.
AUGCCAGCCCAGCGGCCAUCGCUGACGGGCGACGCAAUGACGUGGACGAGGAGGAAGGCGACCUUUUUCGCAGAUCUCGGCCAGGAUGUCGGCGCCGAAGCCAGCUUGGAGCACCUGCCGACCACCGGGCUGGAGAUGGACGUGGCCUGGGCUGCCAUGGCCCAUAGUCUUGUUCUAGCGUCUGCGGCCGAGGCGGGCCAGGCCAGGCCCGUCGCGCGGCGGAAGGCGUGCCUGACACAAACUCUAUUCGAGAAGGCCGUGGAGGAGGAGCUGGAGGAGUCGUUCAUGCAGGUCGAGGAGCCCCCCAGCGACCAGCUGGACAUCGAGGAGACCAGCUGGACAUCGAGGAUCACGAUGCCGAGUUCGAGGAGUUCGCAUGCGCAGAUAUGGACACCAGACGGGCCAGCCUCGGUGUCUUGGCAACGGCAGGAUGCGCGAGCGAGCAGUCGGAGUUGA